Messenger RNA from Plasmopara halstedii, 189 nucleotides. RefSeq lists its product as uncharacterized. The record is from RefSeq and is a predicted model, not a curated record. The transcript is spliced from 2 exons. NCBI's taxonomy places the organism in Eukaryota, Oomycota, Peronosporomycetes, Peronosporales, Peronosporaceae. The coding region runs from base 1 to 189 and encodes 62 amino acids.
AUGUGGCUUUUAGCUUCUGUGGUUGAAAUGAUCGAAUAUCUGGGCAAUCUCAUAGAGGGCCCACAUCAGCAACCUCAAGCCGAAGCUCUCGAUCACGACGUUAUGGAUGCACCAAGCAUGUCUUUGUCGUCGGGAUUAAGGUUGGCGAUGAUGAGCGAUCGAGCAUCGACAUCGAGCCUCUCCUCAUAA